UCUCCUCAAUCGCCAUAUUGGCUACGGGGAAGGAUCUCUGUGCGGUGUCUCUCUUGUUUUUUUGGCGGACCCAGAGUGACGAGAAGCGGCUGCAGGUUACGUUCAGACAACCCUUCUGGAUCUACCGCGGUUGUUGACAUUCGCAUGGCAUAAAAGUGCUUUUUCACCCCUACGUCGAUAUUUUUUUUACUUUUCGGAUUUUACCCAGCAAGGAGGAUAGGCUUUUGUUUUGUUUUUCAUCCCCAAAACUGGACGCUCCAGGCUGUUUUGUGCCGUUUUCCCGUGUGUUUUUGGUGGUGGAGGGGUGUAAAAAAUGUCAGAUGUUCGACUAUCUAGCGGGAGCCCGACGUUGGAGCGGGGCGAGCCGCGCGUACCGGAGCACCCGAAACCGUCAGCCUGCCGGAUCCUCUUCGGCUCGGUGGACCACGACGAGCUCAGGCGGGAUUUAAAGGGACACCUGCGGGAUCUGGAGCAGGCCGCCGCCGCGAAGUGGAACUUCGACUUCGCCGCGUACGAUCCGCUUGACAACGGAGGGAUCCGCUGGGAGCUGGUGGACUGUCGCGACGUGCCGGAUUUUUACAGUCGGCCGCCGCGGGUGACUAACCGCGUAGAUCUGAACGGGAAUCAUAGCUGUGUUGCGGGGGACACCACGGCCAUAGUCGGUGGGCCGACGGAGUGCUCGGAGCAGUGCACCGCCGUGAGGAAGAGACCCGCCUGUCACGAGCCCUCAACCCCGAGCAAGAGGUCGCACAGCAGCCCGGGUGAGGUCGCUUUCCCGAGCCGGAGUCGCUCGGCCGAACACACGCCCAGAAAGAGCAGCGGCAGUCCAGGGAGGCAAACGUGAGACGAGCUGAAGAUGCAUUUCCUGCAUUGGGAAACCCUCCAGUGUUGGUCAACUUUUGUUUUUGUUUGGAUUGAUUUUUGUUUUUCAACACUUUUUUGUUUCAAUUUGAUCUCGUUUUGGAAGAAGAGGAAGUACACAUCAUCUUAUGAGAAACAUAUCAGCUCUCCUUUGCGGACGCUGUUGAAGCACUGAAUAAGAAAACACUAACAAAAACCAAUUUUGGCACUCAAAAUCUUGUUUUGUCAAGUUACUGCCUCUGAAAGCAGUGGAUGUAGCAGUGUGCAAUUAGGUUCUUUUCAUUUGCUCCUUUUUGUACUACCUGUGUGUGUUUGUAUAUAGAAAUUUAUAUUUCUCUCCAUAUGUAGCACAUAAGAAAACAUUGUGAUUUGCAAAACAAAUCCUUUAUACUUAUAUAUUAUAUUGUAAGAAAAAAAAAUAAGGUGUGAAUUUUGAUUUGACUUGAAGAAUUGCAGUGUAGUUUGGUUCCAAAAUGCUGUUCUGUUUUUAAUAUUAUUCUCUUCUUUACUGAAAAGGCAGUGUUGAUACUAUUUUAAAACAGGGGUGUCCAAAGUGUUGUUUUUUUUGUAGUCUGCAUAGUCUGGGAACUUUGCAAAUUCAGUGGGGUAAAAACUAUGAAAAACAUAUAUUGUUUGCAUUUAUCUAUCAAAUUCUAGUAAUACAACGAGCAAAAAAUAUAUUACAAAUGGGAGGGGUGAUGGGAAGAAUAUCUUUUUUAUUUGCAAAAAAUAUUAUUGUAAAAAUAAAUUAUUAAAAAAGGGGGGAACAGAGUAAAAAAGCCAAUAGAUUUUAUGCAUUUUUUGUGCAUAAUCUAAAAAUUCAAUAGCAAAAUAAAAACAAAAUUAUAAACAAAUAUAUAAUUAAUGUGGGGGGGGGGGCCUAAAAAGGCCAAUGAAAAAAUAUGUAUCUCCAUUUUUCCUGUUUGGGUUAUGUGGUAAAACAAUAGUGUUCAAAAUUGUAGUAACUCGCAACUCAGUUUUUAUUGUUUGAGGACAUAUUCUAAAAAUAAAAUGACAAAAAUUAUUACAAAUGGGGUUGGGUGUGUAGCGUCUUUUGGUGGAAAUAGUUUGGACACCCCUGAUUUAAAACAAUAUACUGUACAUAUGUUAAAAUAUACAUCUAAUUUAGCUUCAGUUUCUCAACAGUGUAUCCACCUUUCCAAACUCACACAGUGAAGAACGGUACAAAAAUGUAGCGACUAUUUUAUGCAGGACCCCCCACCACCCCCCCCCCCCCCCAUUAUUUUAUUUGAUUUAAAAUCACCCUGUGGUUCAACACACUUGCAUUUAUUUUCCCCCUUAUGUCCCUUGCACACCUCAGCCUUUAUUUAGUGUACUUUGGUUUGAUUUUUUUUUUUAAGUUGAAGGGCAAAAAAUUAAUGGCGCUUAAUUUUUAAAAAAAAAAAACAGUCCUGCCUAAAGGCUCCUUUCACACAGUAGUAACCGGAUGUUCCUUCUUAUAAGACCAAACUGAUGGCCGCCAAGUGCUUUUUCUUUAUUUUUUCGACUUCACAUGGUUUGACUUUGUGAUAACCUACAUUAUAUAUUUUAAAAUCAUGUUUAGCCUGCUGAGGAUGCCCAUGGCAGCAUCUAAAAGCUUCCUUUUAAAAAAAAAAAUACAAAAAAAAAAAAAAGAGAAGUAACACCAGCUCCU
Doryrhamphus excisus (bluestripe pipefish) is the source of this 2515-nucleotide messenger RNA. RefSeq names its product cyclin dependent kinase inhibitor 1Bb (gene cdkn1bb). Gene Ontology annotation, biological process: G1/S transition of mitotic cell cycle; negative regulation of cell population proliferation; negative regulation of cyclin-dependent protein serine/threonine kinase activity. The record is from RefSeq and is a predicted model, not a curated record. Gene Ontology annotation, molecular function: cyclin-dependent protein serine/threonine kinase inhibitor activity; protein-folding chaperone binding. Gene Ontology annotation, cellular component: nucleus; cytoplasm. NCBI's taxonomy places the organism in Eukaryota, Metazoa, Chordata, Actinopteri, Syngnathiformes, Syngnathidae.